AUGGGUCAAAGUGACGGAGGACAAAACGGCUCGCAGCAGGACCUUGGGGAGCCGGCAAAGGAGGGGGACAACGGUGGAAAAAGUAGGGAGCCGAGGCCGGGGGCGGUGAGGGUUUUGAAGCGAGGGAACCAGGAACGAUACAGCGCGGGUUGUAUUGAUUGCCGGGUGAAGAGCUCCUCUAAGUUCCAUCGCUCGCCGUGGCCUGUUCUGGCUCGGGCAGAGGGAUUGGGGAGGCAUUUCUUCUUUGGGGAAGGAGCGACGGAGGGGAUUGUCUGUGCUGCGUGUUGGAAGGCUUGGAGGCGCAUCGGGGUGUUUCGACAUGAGAGCCCGGAGGUCAACAAAGGCAUACAGAUGGAUGUUAUCAACAAAGGCAUACAGACGGAUGUUAUCAACGAUGUCUUUCAGCGUGACCGCUGGCUCGCCUCGCUGGAUAAGUUCAUUGCCGCACCGCCCGAAUCUCGCCCUUUUGUUGAUGUUGAUGAGUUCUCCGAGAGCCUCGAUACCAACUGCGAUGCUCUCAUGUCACAGACAAACACGUUGUUGGGCGCAGUCGUGGAAGGCAAAAUAAAGGAUAAGUUGCACACUGUACUGCAUAUCCGUGCAUUCCUCUCCGACAUGCUACGUGGUAUCGGGAAUGGGCCACGUGCAGUCCUGUGCGGCCUUGGCCUGUGUUACCACCCUAGUAAGGAAAAGCGGCGUCGCACACAAUCCAUCGAUGCAUCUCUCGCUUCCGUCAGGAAUCGGAUAAUCCUCUCUGAGGAGGAGCCUGGCACAGCAAACCAGGUCGCUCAGAAAGCAAUGUUCAUCACCGCCCGAGAUGCGUCACCAACAUCUGUUCUGACAUCAUGGCGCGCAAUGACCGAAGGCGUAAAGGAGUUUGACUGUGAACACAAGAACAAAAAAACCCGCUCACCAUCUGCCCGAAGCAACUCGGAGAACUACGAAGAAGCCGCAAGCAAUAUGGACGUUCCGAUGGAAGAGGCGUACGACGGGUAGUCGGAUGUCACCCGACCUCGAGAAAAGCAAAACGUCUUUCAUCGGAAGUUUGCGCACAUCAACGGCUGUAGAUUUAGGACUCCACGCCGUCCCGACAGUUCCCGCUCUUCCGGAUGUAGAAGCGGCGUACUGCAAACUUACAAUGCAUGUAAUCUGGUGGAGAACAACUCUCAAUGUAGGCCACUCAACCGCAGGUCUCCAUCUGACGUCGUAGAUGUAGAGGGAAAGGAAUAUGGAGCGAGGAUCUGAAAGACUAAUCUAUGGGCGUCGCGGGAAGCAAUCGGACUUUCCAAAUCCACAGGUUUGAC
Messenger RNA from Fimicolochytrium jonesii, 1304 nucleotides. RefSeq lists its product as uncharacterized. Bases 1 to 996 code for a protein of 331 amino acids. NCBI's taxonomy places the organism in Eukaryota, Fungi, Chytridiomycota, Chytridiomycetes, Spizellomycetales, Powellomycetaceae. The transcript is spliced from 3 exons. The record is from RefSeq and is a predicted model, not a curated record.